UUUAUUGACAAUAACAAUCCUUUAAAAGGAGAGUGAAUAAAUUUGAAGUUCCAACUUCUUUCCAAAUCUCCUAAAAAAACCAAGAAACAAUGGCAAAAUAAAAUAAAUAAAAAACCCAGAAAUCUCUAAGAAUUUAUCUGUCAAAAAUUUGGCUUGAAUAAAUAAACAAGUAAACAACUACAAACUUUGAACUUGGUGGCACAGUGUUAUGAUUGACAAGUGCAUGAAUGAAGCAUGAAUAGGAUGAUGCAUGCGAGACAGAGAUGACCUCCAGAGGGAGAAGUUGAUGACAAGUCCUUAUCAAUAUAGUUUGGCGAGCAGACAUGCUGGGUAGCUCUGCUCUGUCUUCUUACUUAAACCAGUGGGUCCUAAUGCCAGUGACCCAACCAGGGGCCAACAUUUGUCAGCCUCCACAUAUUUGCUUCACUCGUAUCUUCAACUGCUUUCCUUCCUAUAAAAGAGCUUCAAAAUCUUCCACAGCCUUUCAAUCUCCAAAACAAAACUCAGACUACAUGCACAUAUUACCAAAGAAGAAGUUUUCAGUGAGGAGUAUGAAGGGUCGAUCAUGGCAAAGGUGUUCAAAGCAAAUUAGGGAACAGAGGGCAAGGCUUUAUAUUAUAUGGAGAUGUACUGUGUUGCUCCUGUGUUGGCAUGACUAGCCUUGGGGUUUGGGGGUUGGAUCCACUCCAAUUCAAUUUUGGAAUCACCAAUUCUUAAUACACUGCAAGAUUUGGACGCUUGAGAGCUGUGGGUGUACAGUUUCGAAACAGAUAUCACACUUCAAUAAGGAGGUGGAGAAUUUUUUUUUAGGCCUUUUUUUUUUUAAGGAGGUAGAGAAAUUAGAUCAAGACGGGAUUGUCUGGUUGAUGAACAUUGCCUAAAAAUUUAACGUGUAAGUACAGAAGAAAAAACUGAUAAAUAAACAUGUUCGUUCAAUUUUGUAAAUGGUAUACUUGUUCUUUUGCUCCUAAAAUCUUCUUUUUGUGAGCCACUCCAAAGCCUAGAAAGCCAGAGCUCCAAAGGUUGAUCUUUCCACGAGUAAUUGUCGCCACGAUGUUUCUUUAAGUUAAUUUGCUUUCACCAAAAUUGCCCCAAAUUUUCAUCACAAAAAGUCUAAGCUUUUUUCGCUCCACCCAAAAUUGGUUUGCUUUGGUUCAAUUAAAACCCAACCUAUCAGACCUUCAUUUCCCUGAUCCACAGUCAAAUGCUUCCAUUCUAAUCUUUUGAUUUUUUGAUCCAGCAAAAUGUUGAACCAACAUCUCUUG
Molecule: messenger RNA, 1265 nt
Organism: Durio zibethinus
Lineage: Eukaryota; Viridiplantae; Streptophyta; Magnoliopsida; Malvales; Malvaceae
Source: RefSeq, a predicted model, not a curated record